UUUUUGAGAAGCGGGGAGGGGAGUAGCCUGCAUCACAUCCAGAAUUUUCUUUGUAAAUACCGUCUGUGAAACAUYGCUUGAAAGCUUGUUCUGGACCCCCCGCAAAUUGCGCGAUUAUAUAUAAUAGAUUCUGAUUGGCUGUUAGCCAUGCUCAUUCUAUUGUGAACUCCCAUUGGAUAACRCUAUCAAACAAGAUGUGGACAAGCAAAGCGUCCUAGUUUUCAAAAUGGCGUAUCCUAUUGAUGAGGAUCUUUGGACUAGAGCAUUUUUAGAAGUUUUUAGAAGUUUUUGCUAGUAAUAGAUGUUAACAUGUGCCUGAAUUGUUAGCCCCCAGCUUAGCUUUGAGUCUUAAAAUGGCUUCAAUACCUUGCAUACCUAAUGAUGAUAACGUUAACAUUGAAGGCCCAGGAUCUGUGCCAGGUGUAGAACAUGAAGCUAGGGUUCCUAAAAAGAUAUUAAAAUGUAAAGCUGUUUCUAGAGAGAUAAACUUCUCGUCACAAGAAGAAAUGAAUAAGUUCAGACUUGAACAGAAGGUCUUGUUUAAGGGAAAAUGCUUAGAAGAGUGGUAUUUUGAUUUUGGAUUUGUGAUUCCAUCAUCUACCAACACUUGGCAAUCCCUGAUAGAAGCGGCACCUGAAUCACAGAUGAUGCCUGCAAAUGUCUUAAAUGGAAAUGUUGUGAUAGAAACAAAGUUUUACGACGCUAACCUUCUUGUCAGUACAUCAAAAGUACGGGUCUUCUAUGUAUAAAGGCAUUCUGUCUGUCUGUCUGUCUGACUAAGAGUCUGUCCAUGUCCUUCCUCUCAAUGUAGAUUCACUAGAAUAUUAAUAUACAACAGCCUUUAGUAUCAUUACCCAGGUGAUUAUAGAAAAUCUGGCUCACUGAUUGGUUGUAUAUUAAUAUACAACAGCCUUUAGUAUCAUUACCYGGGUGAUUAUAGAAAAUCUUGCUCCCUGAUCAGUUGAAUAUUGAUAUACAACAGCCUUUAGUGUCAAUUAGUAUUUUUACGCAAGUGAAUAUAAUAAAUAUAGCAUGCUCAUCUUGUCACAAUUGAUUUCUUAUGCUGCUAUAUUCACCUAYACGGGAAURUAACAUGCACCUGCUUGCUCGUUUGUUGAUUUGUAGCACUUGCAGAGAUAUAAACAAAAAACUCUCUCUCUCUCCAUUAUUUAUUAUAUUCACUUGUGUUAAAGGUACUAAACAAAUAUUCACCUUACUGAAUAUCGGGGAAUAUUUACCUCGCCAUUUUUAUUCCCCAAUAUUUACUGAGCCUAAGGCAAAUAAUCAUUAAAUCUUUACCUCACUGCUAAAAGACUUAUGACUUAUUAAAUAUUCACUGAUGAUCACUUCACCCCAGCAAAUGAUUGUUAAAUAGAACACCUCAUUAAUAUUCGUUAUUAUUAUAUGGCCGUGAAUCUUAGAGCCUGGACACUAGCAAAUUGAGCAAUCUGAUUGGAUAGAUUGCAUCGCGGACUGGUCUAGAUUCUCUAGUAUUAACCAGUCCGAUGGCAUAUUAAUCUUACRGCGAAAACAUUUUGUCCUUUUCAAUGAAAAGUGGUCAUAUAAUAAAACUCUUAUCAACCGAGCUUGGUCGGUCUGUACGGGAUAAUCUUGACCUCGGUCGGGUACAGACCUCGGUCAAGAUUAUCCCGUACAGACCUCCCGCUCAGUUAAUAAGAUCUAAAUAUUAAUUAGUGUUUAUGUAGUGCUUUUUUAUGUUUUGGCAACCCAAACAACUUCAGAGCAGUUGAUGGCUUUCAUUAAUUAAUUCUGUUAAGAUUCUUUGUUGAAGGCCAAAAUUCACAUUUGAAAUUUGUGCAUGUUGCAAAAACACAAAGACAUCCUAUGUCAAUAUAAAAAAAUUUCAUUCCU
Actinia tenebrosa (Australian red waratah sea anemone) is the source of this 1872-nucleotide messenger RNA. Its product is annotated as retinal rod rhodopsin-sensitive cGMP 3',5'-cyclic phosphodiesterase subunit delta. The record is from RefSeq and is a predicted model, not a curated record. Gene Ontology annotation, biological process: sensory perception of light stimulus. Lineage: Eukaryota; Metazoa; Cnidaria; Anthozoa; Actiniaria; Actiniidae. Gene Ontology annotation, cellular component: cytoplasm.